AUGUGUCCAGCGUGGUGUGGCCACCAAAUCUUGACGCUCGCUCUGGAGAACAACAAGCUGCGCAAUGUUCCUGAGAACCUCCCGCCAACGCUCCAGAAACUUUGGCUCUCUGCCAACGACCUCACCGAUAUCAACGCUUUGGCCACGACUGGUCUCGAGCUUUUGGACAUUGCCAACAACAACUUUACGACGAUCUCCAACGUCGACUUGCGCUCGCUCACGACUCUGUCGCCAUGUCCGAACUCGCCGCGUUUUGUUCUUACGACGAUCGUGGAAUAG
Messenger RNA from Saprolegnia diclina VS20, 279 nucleotides. RefSeq lists its product as hypothetical. Gene Ontology annotation, molecular function: protein binding. Bases 1 to 279 code for a protein of 92 amino acids. The transcript has 4 exons. The record is from RefSeq and is a predicted model, not a curated record. Lineage: Eukaryota; Oomycota; Saprolegniomycetes; Saprolegniales; Saprolegniaceae.